AAUAUGACAAAAACAAAUGUCUACACAAAUAUGGAUUCCAAGUAUUGAUAAAUUUUUAGAGAAGUUUGUACUAUGCAAUACUAUCUGUGCCUCAUGAUGACAUCGAUAUCGAUGAUGUGGUUUAUGUAUCAUGGUAGUGCCCAAAAUGAGGGAAGCCAAUGGGACCUUGAAGGGGAUAACAUUGAACCAACCUCCAAUCAAUCGGCACACAGCUUCAUGCAAAUACAAAAAAUACCCGAAAGAUAUCGUAACUUUUUGAAUUGGAGUAACGAGGUCCAGAAUAACAUGAAGACAUUUCCUGCAAAGCGAAAUCCAUUUCAUAAUGAAGAGCAAAGAAUCAAAAGACUUUGGGAUCCUGCCAACAAUGAAAGCCUUGAUUAUCGGGAAAACCAAAAAGCAUUCUCCAGGAGGAGGAAACGGCAAGGGAAACGUAGAAAUAUUACGUAUCCCCUUGAACCUCACAUGGAAUUCAAUCGUCAUCCGAUUUAUGGCAGACUUUAUCACAUUAUCGUCAUGAUGCCCAGCCUGGGCGAUGAAAAAUUUAUAAUGACCUUGACGGCCGACACGAAUGAUUAUCUGAUCGAUGAGAUAGUGACUGUGCCCAACGGUAAGCCAAAUCCUUGGCGUUACACCAAUAAAUUGCCUUGGAUAUUGAGAAAGUAUGGCAUUCGUGUUACCAGGCUGCCGUACAGAAGUGGCUACUACUAUCAAACCCAUGCCAGUUACUUCAACUCUCAUCAGCGUUACGUUUAUAUCCUCAUUACGGCCUUCAAUAAUCGAAAAAAAAAUUUGGCACGCAAGGCACGACGUGAUAUCAAAAUAAUAUUCCCAAAAGCCAUGAGUUGUGACCCGAUGUUUAAUCUGCCUUUCUGCAAGGAUCCCAAUGAACCUAUAGAAGUCUCACCCCGGAGUCAUUUGCAAUUCUCUGCCGAGUUAGGAGACGAAUGCGAGAGUUUUGAAUACGAUCAUGUGGAUUGGAACUUUUAUGAUAUAAGAGAGACACAAUUGAUUGGUCAUGCGGGUGUCACCAAAGGCCUGACGCUCAGGCUACCACCGUAUAAGAUUAAAUAUAAAUACAAUCCAAUGCUCGGAAAAUUUGUGUUUAUGUUGCGAGUAAAUGCAAUUAUAAAUGGCGUGAAUUGUGUGGCAAGGUGUUACGUACGAAUGCUCGCACCUCUAGUGGAACCGAGAAUCCGGGGUAACAUGAAUCGUAUGGUCAAUGUCGAGCGUGAGAUUGUGAUGGAUGCCAGUAGAAGUCGAGACAGAUCGAGGAAACGAACAGAAGAUAAUUCCAGGAUAUUCAUUUGGGGCUGUGUCAGCGUAGAUGAUCCGAAAAAUAAGUACUGUCGUCAAGACAUGAGUACUAAGGAAAAGAUAAUAAUACCACCACAUUCAUUGAAACUCGGCAGUUUCUAUAACUACAGUUUGACAAUGGUUUCGCGAAUGGAUUACCGCGUAUCUGUCACGGUAUAUCAAAUGUUGGAAGUUGUCAACCAUCGUACCAUCACGGCACAUAUACUUUGCCAUCGAAAUUGCUAUAUGAAAACGUAUGCCCCCAUCGAUAGUUUCCACUUGUCGGGUCAAUGUGUUGAUUGUGAUUCAAAGAUUUAUCGCUAUAGAUGGUAUUUGACUUUCCCUGGGGAUGAGACAAGCUGGUCCGUGUCAACAACUAAAAAUCUUGUAACGCAACAUACUGUGGAGGAGCUGCUGAUAACACUGGUGAUCAUACUGAAGGAUGGGCUCACGGGUUCGGCGAAUUUAAUAAUGAAACGAAACGAUGGACCACAGAAUGGAGAAUGCCAUAUAUUUCCACUCAGUGGAAUAGAGGCCCAUACAUACUUUUACGUGCCUUGCCAAAACUUCGAAACCAAAUAUCCACCAUUACAAUAUAGGUAUACAGUCGAAAUGAACGUCAUCGACUCGAAUGUACCCUAUCCACUGUACAAAUUGACACUACCGUCCACCAACGAGUUAAAUGUAUCUAUAUGCGAUUACCUUGACAUGUGCAUAGAAGUACAACUUAAGGUCAAAGUGGUUAAAACCAAAAGAAUAGGUGAAUAUAACGAAAACAAUACGCUAAAGCAUCUUUCGGAUCUGAAGAACUAUAUAAGUAAGGUGCCGUACUUGUUGACGCGUGGUAGAUGGAACAAGGCCUACGUCAUGACACUGGUGGCUAUGCAGAGGAUUGAAACACCAUCCGAGGGCAGAGUGGUCUACGAAUACCUAGACAGGGGAAACAUAAUAACGGGUGCACAGCUCGAACAGCUCUCAGUGUUGGCCUGUGAAGUUAUUGACCGUUUGAAUCCCAUGGAAUAUAAGGAAGCAGGAAUGGUUGCACAAAUAUUUACACGAAUGAGCCAGGUAUUCGAGCAGAUAAUCCAAGACAUCGAAUGGCUACAUCGGGCAGCGUACAACGCGCUCACCGAUCAUCACUUAUUUUUCAUGUUCAGACUGGCCAUGCGAACGGAGAAGCAUCCGCCGGCACAGUGCAAAACCCAUGAUGAAAAUUGUAACAUGGGUCAGAAUUUGGGUGCAGAGAGGAAACUUGAGGCAGAAUUGGAUCCGGUCACACUGCAUCGCGUCAAUUGGUGGCUAUUGGAAACAUGGUAUCUGUAUAAAUGUGUAUACUAUCUGGGUGUUCUCGGCACCAAGCGACACCAUCCCUACGAUAGAGCUCUGUCCACGUUUCAGGGCGGCAUUUCCUAUCAAAUGAAUGUAACAGAGGUAAUAGAACCUAUCGAAAAUUUAACUGUAAAUACCGUUGAUGAUAUGUUCCAUGUUCGCAUUUCGGCGGAGCUCCUUGAGGAGCUACGAGACCUACUGGCUGAUCCCGCAGUGCUCUUUCAGAUCAUAUCGCAGCAGAACGUUCACAACAUGUACUGGUGGUAUCCGGAGCCAUUGCCAUCGGAGACUAAUGUACUCAUUGUUCAUGCCUACAGUCCCAAAAAGAACUACCCUAUGGGGGCGCGUUUACCGCUUAAAAAUCCGUUGAAUUAUCACUUGAACAUAUCCAAAUUCAGUGCGAAUCCAGAGUUCGUCAAAUGGAUGGCCAACAGCACCAUUGAGGGUCACUCUCAAAUACACUACUAUAAGAUACCCUUGAAGUCGAAAAGCGUGUUGGCUGUGCGCAUAGUUCAUGUCACAGAGGAAAUACUUAUUUUCAUGAGUUUGAAUAAAAUACCAAAAAUGCACGAAAUCAGGGAAAAAGCUUGCCACAUAACACCAAACAUGAAAGGUAAACGCAUUUGGAUGACGAACAACUGCCCAGACACUUCCAUUGCCUAUGUGGGUGUACUCAGUAGAGAGCAUAAGCUCGAAGAUGAUCAAAAUGAUAAUAGACAUCGCAAGCCGAGUAAAGUAAAAAAUUCAGAUAAAGUUUUUAUCGAUUAUUCGAUUCUUCUUGAGUCAUAUCUGUGUAACUUUUGGUCAAAUCGCUCGUUGGACCCAGGUUGGAGUACAGAAUAUUGCACCACAAAAUUAGAAAAUGCGGAAGGCAUUUUUGUCGAAUGCACAUGCAACAUCCUGGGAUCGCUAGCCGCGCGUAUAUUUCCCGUUGCCGCCGAGCGACACGUAACGCUAGUGGUCUAUCCCAUACUGGAGACAAAUUGGUAUAUGUUUGCCUUAUUUGCGAUGCUAUUCAUACUGCUGUUGUUCUUACUCCUUUCGUAUAUCGGUCGUCUUAUCGUCCAUCGGCUUCGACAUCUGCAGGUCCUGCAGUGCAAGCAAAAGCGUGUGCGGUUCAAGGAUGAAAUGACAUUUCAAUCGAAAUUGAAUAUGAUUGUAGUGGUCAGAACAGGCGCUCAAGAAUUUGCUGGGACCACUUCCAACAUCAAAUUCUACUUCAAAUCGAUGAGUGGGAAACAGUCCUCGUACGUCAUAACACAGGAUCCGCAAAAACCGCUUCUUCUACGGCAUAGCGUCAAUAAAAUAAGCCUGCCCGGCGGUAACGUUGAAAUACCCAGCCACCUGGCCUUUGGCAUCGAACGGAAUGGACGGUAUCCGAGCUGGUAUUGCCGGUCGGUGAGUGUUGUCGAUUUGGAAAAUGAUAUGGAGCAACUGUUUAUAGUCGAGAGAUGGAUCGUGGAGGGGUACACGCCUUUCAUUCAUUCCCCCUAUUUCACAAACUCGGAAAAUGCAAGGCCUGUGCAAUCCUGGACGCGACGUUUCCGGAACAGUUUCGAACAGCGUUUCCUCAAUUGGUUUCUUAUAAGCCCCAUGACGGGGCCCUGGCUAAGCCGCAAUACGCUCUAUUCGAUGACACGCCUUGAACGCUCUUGCGUUUGGAUGUGUAAUGUCAGUCUAACGAUUCUCUUGGUUAGCCUUUACUUUGGACCCUCUCCGUAUGAACCGAUCACCGAGGAGUCCCGGAAAGAUGAUAAGACUAAUGAACUACAAAUGAAGGAAGUCCUCAUUCUAGGGGUAUACUCUGCGGUUAUUGGAAGUAGUGUGCUUUUGUUCUUUGAGUUUGCGAUCAUGCGUUGUCUCUGGCGUCGGCAUUGAAAUGGAAAAUUCUAAAGGAAUGGGAAUAAAAAAGAAAAUGGAACCUGUUUUGGGUAUUCCUCUGUUCCCGGUAUACGGCUAAUGGAUUUUUCCAUGGAUAAUUACCUUACCAUUAUCUUACCCAGAAUCCGAAAAGCAAGAACGCGAACACACUCACACACAACACAAUUUUGUACUCUUUAAACACUUGGCCGUCAAGCCCUAUUAUUUCCCGAUAAACGAACUUUUGAGAUGCAGUUUGCAGACCCAUUUCCGGAAGGAGUUCUCUCAACAUUCGGUCAAACAGUCGUACUUAAUACCAUUCCAUUCCGCUUUGCUCGGACAAUUUAAGAAAUGUUCGCCUUCCAUAUCACUCAUCCAUAGAAACGCAAACCAGAGAAAAAAACUAUGCCAUGCCAUGAGUAAAGUUUAUAGUAAAUAAAGUAUGAUUGUCUAUUGUCGAAUA
This is a messenger RNA of Drosophila pseudoobscura, 4945 nucleotides long. RefSeq lists its product as uncharacterized. The record is from RefSeq and is a predicted model, not a curated record. Gene Ontology annotation, molecular function: monoatomic cation channel activity; protein binding. The transcript is spliced from 5 exons. Lineage: Eukaryota; Metazoa; Arthropoda; Insecta; Diptera; Drosophilidae. The coding region runs from base 73 to 4500 and encodes 1475 amino acids. Gene Ontology annotation, biological process: calcium ion transport. Gene Ontology annotation, cellular component: plasma membrane.